Sipha flava (yellow sugarcane aphid) is the source of this 7046-nucleotide messenger RNA. RefSeq lists its product as uncharacterized. The record is from RefSeq and is a predicted model, not a curated record. The transcript has 9 exons. Bases 646 to 6819 code for a protein of 2057 amino acids. Lineage: Eukaryota; Metazoa; Arthropoda; Insecta; Hemiptera; Aphididae.
GUACUCGUACCCGCUGUGGAAAAAUAAAAAUUUAUAUAAACACACACAUACAAGUAUUCGUUAUAUACAUAUACGUAUGUAUAGUGUCAUACCGUGUGUACAUAAUUUAUAUAUAUAUAUAUAUAUAUGUAAACGUUAAGCGUGUGUUGGUGUGUACGUCUGGACUGUGGUGCACCCGUCGGAUACCUAUUGCUCGUGAGUGAUAAGUUGCGUUCGCCCGUGCUGUUGAACGGAACGUUUCGAUGUUUUUAAUGGGCUACAAAGCGAACAUUUGCAGCAGUAAUAUUGUCGUGGCCACCGCCGCCACCGCCUUUGUGCGCCGAAACAGCAAUUGACAAUCGCCGCGCGCAUAUUGGACCCUAAUGUCCACUGUUCCGCCGCCACCGCCGCCGCGAUCCGUCGGCCAUUACAUCGACCCGGAGUGACUUGUCGCCAGCAAUGGCUGUUCUGCGCGCGGACCGAUAGGUUCUACGAGUGUGUUUUUAUGUGUGCGUGUGUGUAUGUGUGUGCACACAGUUAGUCGCUGUUCAGUCAUACGCCGCGUACGAUCGACCGACGGGCCACAUCCCGUUACGCGACGACUUCCGACCAAUGUUAUUGACGUUUACGUGAAUUCAUUGGCAUCGUCGCAUCCCUGGAGUCACAAUGGCCGUUCGCCGGCCUGAAUCUGGAUCUCCGGUCGCCGCCAUGGCUGUCGGCGGAUCUCGAGAAGCAGAACCUGCACCGACGACGGACUGUAAUUCCAAACGAAAACACAUUCAUUCAGUUGAUUCAGAUACCGAUGAAGGUACUAAAGAUAAGAUAAUCUGUAAGGACAGAUUUCCUAAGUAUGUGGAUUGUCAAGAAACAUUAGUGGAAAUAUCAUUUAUCAGAUGGAUAGCUGGUUUUCGGGUGGAAUGUCGCAGGUUGUCAGGCCAUAAUAGUAGGAUACUUUUCUAUGGCCUUCUAAAUUUUUAUUAUGUGAAUAUAGUUCCAGAAAUAAUAGAUUGCAGAAAUAAAACUAAUAAAUCAGAUCUUUUGAAAACUUAUGCAGAACAAACUAUAAUGUUUUUUCAUUCAUAUCGUAAAUGUAUAAAAGAACAACCAUCAGAUACUUUGGAUGUUAUAUAUUAUGAUAAACUUUGUUCAUUAAUAGCAUAUUAUACAGAUUUGAAUUUAAUGGCAUCACAGCGUUACAAAGAUAAAUCAUGGGACAAAAAAACUUCCAGUAAAAUCAAUGCAAUAUUCUCUCUUUGUUUAGAUGAUAACAGUGAUUACAUGUUGGAUUCAAUAUUUCAAAUGUACUAUAUCUUUUAUGGUUCUAUUAAUAUUUCUAUAGGAUCAAUAAUGCUUCCAGUGUUAAAAAAAAUACUUGCUGAAAAACCAAGACCUCAAAAGAUGACAUUUUUAACUUAUUUGCGAUACAUUUUGGGUUUUAAAUUAUGGAAAAAAACUAUUCAUUCUUCAUCUUUAACUGGGUUUGAUAAGAGAAAAGAGAUGGAUGAAAUGAAAAUAUCAUUGAGAGAAUUGAAGCCUCCUAAAGAUUUUAUGAGCCAACAAGGAAAAUAUAAUUGGCCUAAUUGGCCAAAGCUUACAAUGACACCAAAUGGAACACCAGAAACAAUAGAAAAAGAUUUAAAUAAAGUUACUUUAGUUUUAUAUGGUGCAAAUUUAUCCCUCAAAGAUUGCUAUAAGGAUAUAUUGGAUACUUCAAAAAAAGAUAUUCCAUCAGUUAUGAAAAUAGUUGAAGAACAAUGUGCAAUUUUAAGACCAGAUAUAUUUUUAGAAAGUGGCAAAGAAGUAAUAAAGAGAUGGGCUGACAAUUUUGAUAAAACUCUAAAACCCCUUAUACCAACUACACGCUCCUGUAAUAGUUUACUGAGACAAAUCAAGUAUAAUUUUGGUGUUGGUAAAGUUAAACCUGAAAAUAAAAGCAAAGAUAAUUUAAUUAAUAUUCCAAAUGCCGAAAUUGCAAAAACUAGCAGUAACGAUAACCACAUAGUAAAUAAUAAAGUUGGAGAAAGCUCAGAUAAUAAAAUAGUUCAGAACAACGAAAAUAUAUCUGAUUAUAGUAAAAAAUCUACUGAAAAAGCUAAUAAUUUGAAUUAUAAGACUAAAAUAUUUGAAGAAAACAAGCAAAAUGAAAAUGAGCCAAUUAUUGAAGUGUUAAAAAAUGUUCAUAAUAAUAAUGAAUCUAAAAUGAUGCAUCAAACGCGAGAAGAUGAAAGUUUUGUUAAUAAUAAAAUGUACUGGAAAAUAGAUAGUAUAAAACAUAUAAAUGAUGAUCUACAUAAAGUUGAUUCAUCAUCAUCUAGUAAUAUGAAUAGAAUGGAAUGCAGUGCUGAUAGUACUAGUUCUCACACCUAUAAUGCAGGAUGUUCCUACAUAUCAAGUAAAGGAUCAAAAAGAAACAAACCCACUACUUCAAGUGAAAAUGAAACGAGUAAACGUCUAUGCAGAACUAAGUCUAGACACGAAAAAAAUGUAACAAAUGGCAAUCGAAAUCAAAGUAUUGAUUUUGAUUGCCAAAAUUCUAAUAAUGAAAAUAUUACCUGCAAUACUUUAGAUAAUGGCAUUUCAUCACGUGAACCUCUAACGGACUCUCAAGACAUUAAAGUUGCUCGUCUAAAGAACGAAUCUACAAUCAAAGAAAAUAAAUGGGUGACAAAAGCUUCACAUACUGGAUUAUCUGUAGUUUCUGUAUCAAAAUUAAAACCAUCACAGAGUAAUUUUUCUGAUGGAAGCAAAAAUAAAAACCAAAGAUAUUGUAAUUCAAAAGUUACUGAAUCAAAUAGUCAUCAAGAUAGUAUUACUUCUCUUUCAAGUGAAAUGCAAUGGCCUUUAAAAUUAUCUCCUUGCAGUGCUGAUUCUCCAGAAUCUAAACCACUAAUAACUAGUUCUGAACAAAUUGAAAUUGAAGCUACAAGCUCUGAUACUGAAGGUAAUAGUAGCCCAAAGACUGAACAUAUACUAUCUUUAAGAAACUCAGAAGAAAUAAUUUCAAAUUUAGUUUCUUCUAGACGAUCUAUUAAUGAAAAUGAAAGCACUAAAAUUUAUGCAGUAUCAAUGGAUCAGAAACUUACUCACAUUGAACAUCCUUAUGUAGAAAAUGCUGUAAAUUCAAGUACACGAGACUUAGAAGUAGUGAAUGUAUUAUCUCCAGUUUCUAUUAAUUCUACUGAUAUUCCUAUGAAUAAAAGUUCAUGGGUUCCUGAUAUAGCAUUAGGUCAUUCACAGAAUGAUCAUAAUGAUGUUGAUGGUGAUCAUUCUCAAUCUUCAGUACAAUUAAGUAGCUUGGGUAAUUCAAAUAGUAUAAAUACUAGUCGUGUUGCUAAUAUAAACAGUGAAGUUGAGCAUAUACCUUUAAAUCAUAUGCCAUUAGAAACACCUCUUAUUUCGAGGACUGGACCAUAUAGUCAAGUUGAAUCAAGAACAUGCCCUGAUGAUUCUUAUGCAGCUGCUUUAUCUCCUAAUGAAAAUUCCGUUAUAAAUUCACCAUAUGGAUCAACUUAUGAUGUGAACCGAUUACCUUUGCCAGUAUCUGUAAAAUCUAUUCCUGUAACUGUAUCUUCAAACAAUAGUAUGAUACACAAAUUAAAUGAUUCAACUAAUAGUAUAUAUCAUGGAAAUACAAUAAACUUAAGUUUUAAUGGUUUAAAGAAAAAAACGGUUUUAGAAUCACAACCAACUUAUAACUUUGCAUUAAGUAAAACAAUGUCAAAUGAUAUGAGUACUAUUGAAAGAGUAUCCCCAAUUAAUAAAGAUAAUUUGAAUGAAAUUGAAGUUGUUUCUGAUGGAUUUAGUGAUGUGGACUCCAUAGAUUUGCGAAUCAACAGUACUGAAUCCAAAGAAACUAAUUCAUGUUUAAAUAAUUUGCCAAUAUCUAAUCUAAUGUCAGGAGAUUUAAAAUCAAUGAAUACACUCAACAGUUUUGAUAAAUCUAAGAGUAGGUGUACUGUAAAAAAUUCACCUGAUAUGCCAAACCUUCGUCCAAAACAAACUUUAAAAGUAUAUUCAGAUCCAACUAAAUUAAUCUCAAAUCCAGUUAAUUUAAAUGUACAGUCAGGAUUAUCAAUUAAUUUAAAUGAAGCGCAUGUUCAAAAAGUGUUUUUAGGAAAUAAAAGCCCUUCACAAGUGUAUUUCAAUCCAUUAGCUGAUUUUUGUGUUUCAUCUGAUAUUGACAUGUCAAAUCGUGGUAAUGUAGAAGAAUCCAAACAAAAUCAUUUUAAAAAUAGAUUAAGUACAAGAGAUUGUGUGAAUAUUUGUUCAAAUGAUAAAUAUAUCCAUUCAGUGAUGCAACCAUCUGAUAAUGAUCCUAGUAUAAAACAAACAUUGCUUAAUAGUUAUGAUAGUGUUCUUAAUCAAAACUCACAAAUCGUAAAUAAUGGACUUAUAUAUAAGUUUCCUAGAUCAGAAAGUAAUCCAUCUGUUAGAUAUGAAAAUCCUCUUCAACUUCAACAUAAAAAUCCAGAUUGUUUAUCACCACAUAAUGGAUUAACUUAUGCAAAUUUUGACCAGAUAUUAGGUCCCAGUUUACUAGAAGAUCCAAAUAAAAAAGAAGAACCAACUAUAAUUAAUAUGACACAUUUAAUGUUACAAUCUGGUAAAAAUUGUAAAGUACAUUAUAAAUGGCCUCUGAAUAAAAAUAAAAGUCAAAUAACUUCUUCAAAUGGAAAAAUUCAAGAAACUACUCAGAGUUUUGAUUAUAAAAACAAUUCAAAUGUUAUGUAUAAAUAUUCAGAUGAAGAAUUAAAUCAAACUCGAUUGCAAAAUGUAUCACCUAAUGAACUUAAAUCUCAAAAUUCUGGUUUUUCAUUUAAUGAAAGAAAGAAUGAUAAUACAUCAUUUCAAUCUAAUCAACAGUUCCAGGACAUAUCUAAUUUAAUUGCUUCUGAUCUUUCACCUACUAUUCAAUCUGGAUCCGAAUCUAUUGAUGAAAAGAAUCAAAUUCAACAACGAGUAAUUAAUAGUUUGGAAUGUAAUACUCAUAAAGAACCAACAGAUCAUCAAGAAACGAUACACAGAAGUGCUCUAAUGUCAAGUCAAAGUAAAGAAACUAGCACUACAUUAGGCAUUGAGGUUUUUGAAGCUGCACAUCAUUUAUUUAACAGUGGUAAGUUAUUUUUAUGCAUGUACCCAAAAUGUACCAACAGUCACCAUUUCCGUGUUUUACCUUCUAAUGCUGAAAUGCUUAGACAUGAAUUCACUGUACCAUUUGAUGAUUUUCGUUUCAAUAUUCAGUACAAGUAUAAGCAACUGUUAACUUCAAAUCCAAGAACAUGGCCUAGUAUACCUGAAUUGGUACAGUUGGCUAAACGGUGCUUGUGUGAAAUUUGUGGUGAUUUUGAUUCUAAGUUAAACCAAAAUCAAGAUAUGUUGUAUACAUAUGUUGAAGGCAAAAAACCUAAUAUUGAAGAAGACAAUAAUGAAAAUGAGCAACCAACUAAUCCACAAAUAAGAUUAAGUUGGAAAAAAAAUUUAGCACAUCGUUUUACUUCAGAAGCUGUUGAAAAACAAUCUAUUUCUCAAAUGGUGGAGGAUAUGGAAAGACAUAUAAAUCGUUUUACGCAAGCUUUCACAAUAAUUUUUACAUUAAAUAAAGAUGCCAAAACAAAUUUACAAAACUUACAAAAUGCAUGUGAAAGUUAUUCAGAUGUUAAUGGCAAUGAUAAAUCUUUAAGCUCAGAAUGUAUAGAAAAACUUGAGAUUGGACAUAAACGUUUUAAUAAAGAUAUAUGUCUUCAUUCUUAUCAAUAUUUACAAUUACCUUCUAAAGUUAUACCAAAAUAUGUUUUGGAAGAAUUGUCUAAUGCUCCAUAUCAACCAACAAACCAGAAUGUAUUAUCACAUAAAUUUGAUGAAGAACAUUUGCCAAAUGAAAUAAAUAGAUAUUUUGUAAAAAAUUCCCCUAGUUCUUCAUAUUCAUCAGUUAGUUCAAAUAUUACUAACCAAUCAUUAAAAUAUAUUCAUGAAAGUAUACCAAACACAUCACAUCAAUCUGCUGUAGACAAUUCACCUAGUACAUCACGCCAAUCAUCAGUUGGAAAUUUACCCAAUUCUCAUCAACCCAUUUUAAAUAAUUUUCCCACAUCACAUGUCAUUUCUUUAGACUCUUGCUCUUUAAAUGAUAGAUCCAAAAAUACAAGUCAUAUGCCUCGUUAUUAUUCUGAUGGACAAGUGUAUACAGAAUUUUCUCAUGCAUAUCUUCAAGUUCCUAAUGCUCAAUUUCCAAAUUCUUCAACAAAUUCAUAUUACAGUUCUCCUGUAAAUAUGCCAUCAGAUAAUUCCGUGCCAUUUUGUUCUCCAAGUGUUUCAAUCAAUUCGGUGCCCAAUUCACCAUCAUCAGAUUGUAGUAUACCGUCCUUAGUCGAAACGGUUGCUACUGCUGUACCUGAGCAUUCUUUGUUAGAUGAUAGUUUAGAAGCAGUAAAUGCUGCUCAUAACUUAAUGUUGAUCUCAAACCGCCAUAGGUACAACAGUACUACUUCAAUUACGACUACUAAUACUACCAACACUAUCACAGUUGCUAAUACUGAUAUUACUAAUGUUACAACUGUUACUAAUUCUAAUAUUUUCACAACUGAUGUAAAGGCUAAAAUUAUUUCCACAGUUGAUACUGCAACUAAUAUUUCCACAAUUGACACUUCUCUUAAAAAUAUUUCUCCAUCUGAUAAAAUUAUUAAUAAUAUUUCUGUAACUGACCCCACUAAAAAUACUCUAAAAUUGAAUUAUAUUACUGAACUGGAAGAUCAAGAAACAGAUAUUAUUCACAAUAGUCGAAGAAAAAAGAAAAAGAAACAUGAUAAAAAGAAAGAUAAGAAAAAAAAAGGAAAACGUUGAUGAUAUUUAUUAAUUAAAAAUAAUAUUUUUUCCAUAUACAUUUUAAGCUAAACAUUCCGAGCUUAACAAUUUUCAUCAGCAGUAAAACUUUUGACCGAAUAUUUAAAAAUUAUUUUAUAACUACUGUGAUUUUUAUUUACUUUUUAACAAACUGUGAUAAUUUAAGAUUGCUCAUUUUCUUUCUUUUUAAAAUAUUUCUUCAUGUUUAUGAACUUCAUAUUUUAAAA